CUCCACUAUAUUCAAUGCAUAAAACCAUAACAAUCAAAAUUUCAGAAUGGACGGUUACCUUACAGGAAUAGAUGCAACAGCUUACCGCCUAAGCUGCCUGAAAGAAUGCAGUGUCUUUGAAGUAGACUUCCCCAACCUCUCGCAAGUGAAAGCUGCUCUUAUACAAGAAGCUAUUAGAUCAGCAGAGCACCAGUAGAUUGCGAUAACAGCAAAGUCUUUGAUCAGAGUGGCUGGCGACAUUAAAGAUGGUGACAGAUUUGAGAAGCUCCAGAGGUCUGGGUUUGUUCCUGAGAGAGGGUUGCUUGAAAGUAUCCUAUAUUAACUUCCACAUCUCCAUGCCAUGCAGGUCCUUCAGUCUACAGCUGCAAACUGUGCCUCGACUCCAACGAUCCUCCGUGCCGACUUCAUGAACAAAUCCUCUGUCUCGCUCUACUGUUCCAUCUUCCAUUUUUACAGUGUCUGGCCAGAUCAUCUGUUGCCUACUCUUAGGUUUUCCAAUGUUAAGCUUUCACAGAUAGGCGAUCCUGAUGCCCAUUUUGGAUUGCUGCAUGAACACCAGAACCUGUUCAACAAGAUAAGGAACCUACCCAGAUCCCUGCAGACCCAUCCAGAGGAUGGAACACCCUGCUGGCGUUUGUAUCUAGUGGAAGCCUCACCUCAAGAGGAGGAAAUUGUAAUGAUUAUAGUUGGCAGCAGAGCUCUUUUUUUUUUGGACAAUAAAGAUAGCUUCUUUCCUCAGCGUGCCAUGAUUCACUGA
Molecule: messenger RNA, 757 nt
Organism: Elaeis guineensis (African oil palm)
Lineage: Eukaryota; Viridiplantae; Streptophyta; Magnoliopsida; Arecales; Arecaceae
Biological process (GO): methylation
Molecular function (GO): methyltransferase activity
Source: RefSeq, a predicted model, not a curated record